ACGGUAUAUUCGAUCGGGCUCGCCGCGGUCACACUUUUCUUUCCCUUCGUAUAAUAAUCGUGUCGUCGUCGCUUUUGUGAACAAAAAAUACGAGGAAAAUCGCCCGAAUCGACUUGCUUCGAGUGGGCACAAGCAUUUGUGUGGAACUAAACGAGUGAACACGCGGCUUUCAAUUGAACACAACUCGAUAGUUGUCCAAUUUCCUGCACCCCCAAGUUAAAGAAAAGCCGUCAAAAUUGAAUCGACAAAGAUUGACGAGACUUUUUCUUCCACCACAACUGCGAUGGAGGAUAAAGCAACAACAAAAGAUCUUGAUCAAUGGAUUGAGCAGUUGAACGAAUGCAAUCAGUUGACAGAGACACAAGUUCGCACCCUCUGCGACAAGGCCAAGGAGAUCCUCUCCAAGGAGUCGAAUGUGCAGGAGGUGAAAUGUCCCGUGACAGUGUGCGGAGAUGUCCACGGUCAGUUCCACGACCUGAUGGAGCUGUUCCGGAUAGGCGGAAAGUCCCCGGACACCAACUACCUGUUCAUGGGCGACUAUGUAGACCGUGGAUACUACUCUGUGGAGACCGUGACCCUUCUGGUGGCCCUGAAGGUCCGCUACCGGGAGCGCAUCACCAUCCUGCGCGGUAACCACGAGUCGCGCCAAAUCACACAGGUGUACGGAUUCUACGACGAGUGUCUGCGCAAGUACGGCAACGCCAACGUCUGGAAGUACUUCACCGAUCUGUUUGACUACUUGCCGCUGACGGCGCUCGUCGACGGGCAGAUCUUCUGCCUGCACGGAGGCCUCAGUCCCUCGAUCGACAGCCUGGACCACAUUCGGGCCCUCGACCGCUUGCAGGAGGUUCCGCACGAGGGUCCCAUGUGCGAUCUUCUCUGGUCCGAUCCCGAUGACAGGGGCGGCUGGGGAAUCUCUCCCCGUGGUGCCGGUUACACCUUUGGACAGGAUAUUUCGGAAACCUUUAACAACACAAACGGCCUGACACUUGUGUCUCGUGCCCAUCAACUGGUCAUGGAGGGCUACAACUGGUGUCACGAUCGCAACGUGGUCACAAUAUUCUCAGCGCCAAACUAUUGCUACCGAUGUGGCAACCAAGCGGCCCUCAUGGAACUGGAUGAUUCACUUAAAUUUUCAUUCCUACAAUUUGAUCCAGCACCCAGGCGCGGGGAGCCUCAUGUUACACGAAGAACACCCGAUUAUUUCCUUUAAGCUGUACUGCUAGCACCUACGCAGCUUACAUUUACACAUAUUACAUCGCAUUAUAACAACAAGAACCGAAACAAUAUAUAAUAUAUACAAAUCCAACCAGCAGCAACAAAAUAAACGAAAGGCAAGUGCUGUCGAAAAAAUUACCAUAAAGAACAACCCGAAACUAAAACCUCGAUGCAUUUGUUUUGUGGAGAUCGUUUUAAACAGAAAGAAGUGAAAGAUGUUGUAUAAACAAAGAGAAAAGUAACCAUAACAGUCGAGAACACAAAAAUGCAUUGAACAGUUAUUGUUGUUGCCCACAGUUUAAAAGAAAAACCCGGAAACGUUGCCAGUUGGGGUGGCAAACAGAAAAGUUAUAUCAAAGUUAAAGGGGAAGAGCAGGAGCAGUAUACAGAAAUGAUGAUACAAUCCAAUCAAACCUACCUACCAACCAACAACCGCAAGCAACAAGAAGAACUACAACUACUUAGCUAAAUUUGUUAAUUUAUAAAAAUAACGAACUAAGCGUCGCAGCAGAAAGCCAGGGAGCAGGCAUGAUGGAUGGACGGACUCAUGGAUUAUGACGUGAUGUGUGUAUGGGCGGAAGGGGCUGACAAAGGACUAGACGGGACGAAAGGACGAACGCCAGGACGAGCAGCAGCAGCAGACGACCCACGACCGACAAAGCAGGAAGAUUUCGAUGAAGCAGCAGGAGCAGCAGCAAAAAACUAGCAGCAGUAUAUGGCGAGAGCAGCAGGAUAAGCCAAGGCGAUCGGGGAAGCGCGGGGCGGGCCAGCGAUUCAUACAAAAACAAAACGUAUAAAAAA
Molecule: messenger RNA, 2019 nt
Organism: Drosophila suzukii
Lineage: Eukaryota; Metazoa; Arthropoda; Insecta; Diptera; Drosophilidae
Gene: mts
Product: protein phosphatase 2 catalytic subunit mts
Biological process (GO): mitotic cell cycle
Cellular component (GO): cytosol
Molecular function (GO): protein serine/threonine phosphatase activity
Source: RefSeq, a predicted model, not a curated record